CCGGCGUCGGUGGCGCGCGCGCUCCCUCCUCUCGGAGAGAGGGCUGUGGUAAAAGCCGUCCGGAAAAUGGCUGCCGCCGCCGCCGCCGCGCCGAGCGGAGGAGGAGGAGGAGGCGAGGAGGAGAGACUGGAAGAAAAGUCAGAAGACCAGGACCUCCAGGGCCUCAAGGACAAGCCUCUCAAAUUUAAAAAGGUGAAGAAAGAUAAGAAAGAAGACAAAGAGGGCAAGCAUGAGCCUCUGCAGCCGUCAGCCCACCACUCUGCUGAGCCAGCCGAGGCAGGCAAAGCGGAGACGUCAGAAGGAUCGGGCUCUGCCCCAGCUGUACCAGAAGCAUCUGCCUCCCCCAAACAGCGGCGUUCCAUCAUUCGUGACCGGGGACCCAUGUAUGACGACCCUACCCUGCCUGAAGGUUGGACACGAAAGCUUAAGCAAAGGAAGUCUGGCCGCUCUGCUGGAAAGUAUGAUGUGUAUUUGAUCAAUCCCCAGGGAAAAGCCUUCCGCUCUAAAGUGGAGUUGAUUGCGUACUUCGAAAAGGUAGGCGACACCUCCCUGGACCCUAAUGAUUUUGACUUCACGGUAACUGGGAGAGGGAGCCCCUCCCGACGAGAGCAGAAACCACCUAAGAAGCCCAAAUCUCCCAAAGCUCCAGGAACUGGCAGAGGUCGGGGACGCCCCAAAGGCAGUGGCAGCACGAGACCCAAGGCGGCAGCGUCAGAAGGUGUGCAGGUGAAAAGGGUCCUGGAGAAAAGCCCCGGGAAGCUGCUCGUCAAGAUGCCUUUCCAAGCCUCGCCAGGGGGCAAGGCCGAGGGGGGUGGGGCCACCACGUCUGCCCAGGUCAUGGUGAUCAAACGCCCUGGCAGGAAGCGAAAAGCUGAAGCUGACCCGCAGGCUAUUCCCAAAAAGCGGGGCCGAAAGCCUGGGAGUGUGGUGGCAGCUGCCGCUGCCGAGGCCAAAAAGAAAGCCGUGAAGGAAUCUUCCAUCCGCUCCGUGCAGGAGACCGUGCUCCCCAUCAAGAAGCGCAAAACCCGGGAGACAGUGAGCAUCGAGGUCAAGGAAGUGGUGAAGCCCCUGCUCGUGUCCACCCUUGGCGAGAAGAGUGGCAAGGGACUGAAGACCUGCAAGAGCCCCGGGCGGAAGAGCAAGGAGAGCAGCCCCAAGGGGCGCAGCAGCAGCGCCUCCUCGCCCCCCAAGAAGGAGCACCACCAUCAUCACCACCACUCAGAGUCCCCAAAGGCCCCUGUGCCGCUGCUCCCGCCCCUGCCCCCACCCCCGCCCGAGCCCGAGAGCUCCGAGGACCCCACCAGCCCCCCUGAGCCCCAGGACUUGAGCAGCAGUGUCUGCAAGGAGGAGAAGAUGCCCCGAGGAGGCUCGCUGGAGAGCGACGGCUGCCCCAAGGAGCCAGCUAAGACUCAGCCCGCGGUCGCUGCCGCCGCCACAGCUGCAGAAAAGUACAAACACCGAGGGGAGGGAGAGCGCAAAGACAUUGUCUCAUCCUCCAUGCCAAGGCCAAACAGAGAGGAGCCUGUGGACAGCCGGACGCCCGUGACCGAGAGAGUUAGCUGACUUUACACAGAGCGCAUUGCAAAGCAAACCAACAAGAAUAAAGGCAGCUGUUGUCUCUUCUCCUUAUGGGUAGGGCUCUGACAAAGCUUCCCGAUUAACUGAAAUAAAAAAUAUUUUUUUUUCUUUCAGUAAACUUAGAGUUUCGUGGCUUCAGGGUGGGAGUAGUUGGAGCAUUGGGGAUGUUUUUCUUACCGACAAGCACAGUCAGGUUGAAGACCUAACCAGGGCCAGAAGUAGCUUUGCACUUUUCUAAACUAGGCUCCUUCAACAAGGCUUGCUGCAGAUACUACUGACCAGCCAAGCUGUUGACCAGGCACCUGCCCUCCCACCCAAACCUUCCCCUGUGUGCUCCUGAGGGACAGAGCAUUGAGAGGACACGCCCGUUUUGGUGCCAUUGAUGCCCCGCCCACAGCUAGCUCGACUCCCCCACCUCCCCCAAACCCCACCAGGUUGGGACAGGGAGGUGUGAGGCAGCAGAGACAGUGGGAUUCUUUAUGGAGAGGAGGAUGGAGGUGGCCAGUGGCUAUGGCCCACGUGAUCCCACCUGUGGCGGCACGAAGUACGGCCCCGUGGCAGCCCCAGUCCAAAACUGACAGAGACAUUUCACAGGCUAGGAAGAAGCGCUGUCUGCUGCGGCUCCGGCACGGCUCUGGGGGAGUCAUCCCUUUGAACUGCGAGUGUAGACUGGCCUGAGCCGCAGGAGGGAACGGCCCUGUCCUUGAGGGCUGUCCUCCAGUGGACGGCGCUAGCGAGAGACAGAGCAAGAGAGCACACGUGCACGCGCCUCUGGAGGCUGCAGCAUGAGGUGUGGGCAGGCUGGCCUGAGGUAGGCACUGAGUGGACGGGGCGAGAGGGGAGGAGAGGAAAAUGUUCUUCCAAUUACUUUCCAAUUCUCCUUUAGGGACAGCUUAGAAUUAUUUGCACUAUUGAGUCUUCAUGUUCCCACUUCAAAACAAACACGCUCUGAGAGCAGACUGGCUUGAAUUGGUGACACUUUGUCCCUCGAGCCACCAGACAUGACGGUGUUCAGAACUACCUGGAUCUGUAUAUACCUGCGCUUGUUUUCAAGUGGGCUCGGCACAUAGGGUUCCCACGAAGCUCCGAAACUCUAAGUGUUUGCUGCAAUUUUAUAAGGACUUCCUGAUUGGUUUCUCUUCUCUCCUUCCAUUUCUACCUUGCUUUCAUUUCAUCCUUUCAUUUCUUUUCCCUUCUCCCUUCCCCUUUCCUCCUACUUCAUCCCUUCUGUCCCCUACAGCUGCAGUGCCCACCCAUACCCAAGCCAACACUGAUUGAUUGGUUCUAGGCCCUAGAACUCUCCCUGCCCUUUGCCUUCCCACUGCCAGUACCAGCCCCCCCCCGUUCAGAGCCCUGAAGAAUCCUGGGUUCUGCUGGGGCCAGCCUGGCCUCUCUCAAGAGCCAGAGGGCACCAAGGUCUGAUUCUCCUAUGUAGCCCCCUGUUCCCUGGAAAGAAAAAGGCCAGAGGCUUCUCAGACCUUGAACCAUGAGCGAAGCUCUCCACCUUUCUCCUCUAGAAAAGUGGACCAGAGAAGCUAGAGAGCGCCCUGUGGCCUGCCAGGUGUAAGUGGCCCAGCAGGGCCUCCAGCUGCCAGGCCUGGCCCCACUCCGAAGUCUGGCGCCGAGCAUCACGAAGCAGGGCGGCUGGCAGAACCAGUGCAGACACUCCUGAGACCUGAGCUGGGAGCCACUCCUGGGCCCUCAGCCCCUCUCUUGCUCCCCCCUUUCCCAUGGAAAUGUGCUUUUGCUCAGCGCAGACUGGGUGGGGCCGGUACAGCCCUCCUUUUGCUAUCUGGUCUGUGGGUUGUGGUGUGGAUGUUGGAGGCUUGGGCUUGCUGUGGGGUUUUAAUCAGUUUCCCUUUGGGAUCCCAUCUUUCUAACUCUGUUCAGGAAGUCCUUAUCUAGCUGCAUAUCUUCAUCAUAUUGGUAUAUCCUUUUCUGUGUUUACAGAGAUGUCUCUUAUAUCUAAACCUGUCCAACUGAGAAGUACCUUAUCAAAGUAGCAAAUGAGACAGCAGUCUUAUGCUUCCAGAAACACCCACAGGCACGUCCCAUGUGAGCUGCUGCCAUGAACUGUCAAGUGCGUGUUGUCUUGUGUAUUUCAGUUAUUGUCCCCUGGCUUCCUUACUACGGUGUAAUCAUGAAGGAGUGAAACAUCAUAGAAACUGUCUAGCAUUUCCUUGCCAGUCUUUAGUGAUCAGGAACCAUAGUUGACAGUUCCAAUCAGUAGCUUAAGAAAAAAAACCGUGUUUGUCUCUUCUGGAAUGGUUAGAAGUGAGGGAGUUUGCCCCAUUCCGUUGGUAGAGUCAUAGUUGGACUUUCUAGCAUAUUUGUAUCCAUUUCCCUAUGCUGUGAAAGCAAGUCCUGCAACCAGGCUCCCGUCAGUCCGACCCCUGAUCCCCUUCCACCCGCUCUGCUGUCGAUCCUCCCGCCUUCACUUCUGACUCCUCCUCGAAAGGAAGGGGUGGUCAGAGGAGGGGCCUGGCCCUUCGGAAUUCCUCUUCCUCCGAGAACAAAAGGCUCCUGUGAUCCCACAGUGGCCUCGCACUCCCUGCACCCCCAAAGGACACCCGUGCACAGCAGCGUGCGGCAUCCAGCCAGGUUGUCCCUGAGAAGAUGUCUGUUUUGAUCAGUCGGGUUUCCACACACUGUGCAUUAGUCCAGUGAAUGGUGGCUCCUGGGCCCAGUGUCCAGAGGUGGCCUCCCCUUCGGCGGGUGCGCCUGGGCCUGGGAAGAGGAGUGUGGGGCCACCUGGUGCCCCGGCGCCCACAACACUUGGCUCAGGAGUCGAUUGGGAACACAGCAUUUCAAGUCUCAUUUUCUCUCGGUCGGUCCCCACCUGCAGCUCCCUCGCUCCCCAGCCUCUUUCCCUUAAGAGUUCCUUCCGAAGCUGCAGAUGGGGCCUGAGGCUCCUCAGAGAUUUCUCGCUGUUUGCCCCUUUCUUCCCCAUUCCCUCGUCCCCAGAUAAAGGCAUCAUGAGUCAGUCGCCUUUAAGCAGGCAGCUUUGUCAGUUUAUCACCCUGGGAGGCAGGGACCCUGCAGCUCCCCUGCACUCCUGCCUUAGGGUCCGGUUGACAGGAGAUUGGAGGGAAAGCCUUAAGCCACGGGAUUCUCACCAGCUAUGUCCGGCCCAGUUUUGGGGUGUGACCUCGAUUUUGUCUGUACUUGAACACUAUGAAGAUUGGGGGGCAUCUUUUAGUGCAUAUGUGAAGAAUACAGGAACUGACCUGCAGCUUUCAAGUCCCCAUGGGGCUAGGUCACUAAGGUCACAUCGACAGUCUCCCCUGCCUUUGUUCUAGUUGUUAGCUACUACCUCCUCUCCCGACAGAACACUGUAUGUCCUCCAGCUCCUCCCAGGCACGCCCACUCUCCCUGCCUGCCGCUGGGCUUCUCAGAACCAGCAGAAUGGCUGGCCCUGGAAAUGCAGCGGCCUGGGGACUUCUGGCCGCAGCCAGGCUCCAUCGAGUACAGCUCCCUUCUGCUGGUAUCCAAAGGCCUGUCAGGGGAUGCCCGUCCAUCAGUGCCGCAGUAGCCAAGGGCCCCGGCCUCUCAGCUCUUGGGAUGGACAUGGGAACCCGAGCGACCCCAGAUUGUCACGUGCCCAGCGUGUUGCUGACGCUGAUCCCAGAGGAGAAAGAGACUGCCAGGCUUGAUGGGGAAAGGAGUUUCCUGAGCUGACAGGACCUCUGAGUUUUCAGUAACUGUUAGUAAGCUGCUCAAGCCCAGGAGAGAGCAAAAGAUUGUGAACCGAAGCCGCCAGGAAAGACCAACUGGAUUGCCUUUAUCCCGAGUAGAGCCUGCCAGAGCUCUGUAGCCCCUCGCCCACCACAGCCCCCUUUCCAGAGCAUUCCAGCCAGGCUCUCUGGGCUGACUGGGCCAGGGAAGAUCACUGGGACCGGUUCUCUGAGAAGACCUUUUGCGCCAAUUCUUAGCUUGUUGCCCCGAAUUGUUUCCUGAUUCGAGUCACAUCAACAGAUCCUAGGACUCAUGGCUUAGACUUCAAGAAAUAAACUAAUCCUAGAGCCUCUGUGGACAAUUGCAUAGGAAAUCCCACUCGGGAUUUGCCUGGACAACGUGCCGUGGGGGUGGGGUAAGGGGUCAGGCACAGCAGCACCCUCACCCGGGCAGAGCCCGCCGCAUGUUCUCACUUCUCUCUUGGCAUCAGUGAACUCUGAAGGCAUUUGUCAAUUCUCUCCACUGUAGUGUCUUCUCUUAGAUACCGUACGGAUCUUUAGAAAAGACAUAGUCUAAUUGUUAUAAAUCGCUAGGAUACUGCCUCCCCCAGGGUCUACAGUUACAUGAUAAAGGGGAAAAAUUGAACACUGACACCGGUUUGCAAUAGGUUAGGAGGAAAACCUAGAAAACAUUUGGCAGAAAAUUACAUUUUGUUGUUUCUGAAUGAAUAAGAGCCAGGUUUUGCAAAAAUACCGACCUAAAAAUACUUAGCGCUUGCCCUGAGGUGUCUGCUGCGUGGUAUAGGCAAAGGGACAUUCAGCCUGAAGCCUCUUGUACUUGAGGAGGGGGAGACCAGGGGCUUCCGGAGACUCUAGGCCUUUUUGUCACUGGGGAGCCGCUCUCUCCCCGGGGAACUGUCCCCAAGGACCUGGUUGCUGACCGCGUCCUUUGAGGGUGGUGUGGAGGUCAGCGGCCUGCCUUGACUCUAAGCUGCAAGAGCCCAGCUGUCCAUGUGGGAAAGCGAGGUGUUGACCGGUGAGCCGGAAGGCCCAGCCCCGCCCUGCUGCCCACUGUUUCCCCAUCUUGCCCGAGCCUGCCCCCACCUUGGAGUGCGCCCAGGGAACUAGGAAGGAGCUUCUGCCUGGCGCGCGUCGUGUGCCCAUGCCUGGCGCGCGUUCUUCCUGCUCGGCUCUUAGGACCUCAGGCUGAGGUGAAGUGGCUGUGUGGCCAGCACCCUGUACACCCCUCUGAACUCGCCCCUCGCCCCACAGAGCCUCUUGCUGCCUCCCCAAGCCACCUUGCCCACCUCUCACCCUGGUGGGAGGCGCCAAGAGCCCCAGGGGCACAGGGAGAGCAAGUGAGGGCGGUGUGGGAGGGAGGCCCGAGCCGCAGUCCUCGUACGGGCAGAGCACACACCCUCCCAGAAGGAAAUGCCGCCUUUGAAUCUCAGUGCAUUGUGGGCACCUUGCAGUUGGCCUUUGCUCCCUAGCUGCCCUGUCGGUCUGAGCAUUGCUCAGCAGUGAGAACAGAGGAGGUUGGCAAGGCUCCUGCCCGUUGACGGCCCCUUCCCCUGCCGUGUUUGUGAGUCAAGUGGCAAAGCUGUUCUUCCUGGUGAGCCUGAGUAUAUCCAGUAACUUAGAGACUCUCCGCAUAGGCCUGCUUCGUCUCCUCUGUCCUGGGCUUUGGUUUUGCGUUUUAGUUCCGCUCUUUGUUUUCUUUUGUCCCUUUUAUUUAAUGCACCGACUAGACACACAAAGCAGUUGAAUUUUUAUAUAUAUAUAUAUCUGUAUAUUGCACAAUUAUAAACUCAUUUUGCUUGUGGCUCCACACACACACACAAAAAGACCUGUUAAAAUUAUACCUGUUGCUUAAUUACAAUAUUUCUGAUAACCAUAGCAUAGGACAAGGGAAAAUAAAAAAGAAAAAAAAAAAGAAAAAAAAAAAAACGACAAAUCUGUCUGCUGGUCACUUCUUCUGUCCAAGCAGAUCGUGGUCUUUCCUCGCUUCCCUCAAGGGCUUCCCUGUGCCAAGCGAAGGAGGCCUCUGGGCAGCACCCAGGUUUUGCACUGUUUCUCUUGUGCUUGGGAGAGGGGUCCCAAGAUCCAGGGUGGGUACAAGGGUGCUUCCCUUGACCCUGCUGACAUCCAGAACGUAGUCAGCAAAGCCUGGUCCCCUCCACCUCUGGGGCAUGGGGAGCCGGGGUCCACGGAGGCUGCCUGACGCCCCCAGCCUCCUCCCAGUGACCCAGUGAGGGUGAGCCCACGGGGAGAGUCAGCCGAGCAGGCCUCUCCACCAGUAGGGUUCAAAGCGCGUCCGCCCUCCCCGCUUGCCGAGUCCAGGAACUGGAGGGGAGAUGGGCGACCCGUCCUGUCUCUGAACCUGCGAGCUGCACCAGGUCGAAUGCCAGGGACCCCAGAUCCACAUGCUACCAGUCCACUGGGUCCCCUCUAAGAAGUAGGGAAGACUCCAGAAAUGUCCCUUUCUCUUCUCCAUUCUACCAGUGAUUGCAUUUGCUUUUGUCAUUCUUAACGAGCAAUAUCUGCUAGAGUUUUGCUGUAACAGUUCUUUUUGAAUCAUUUUUUAAGUAAUUAAAAACACCAAAAAAUAAAAUCCAGAAACUUGUUCUUCCAAAGCAGAGAGCAUUAUAAUCGCCAGGGCCAAAAUCUCCCCUCCCUGUGUCACUGCUUCUUCUGAGGCCUGAAUCCAAGAGAAAGCAGUCCUAGGCCCGUUGCGUGGCUGGGCUACCCCUUGGGCCCCUGGGAGGAAGCAGGGCCGGGGCAGCCUCUGGGCGCCGUCCUGGGCCUGCUCCAGACAGCGUGCGUUCAGUACUAGCAGUGGGUCACGACAUCCUUUACCGCCGUGCCGGGGCUGAUGGCAGAGAAGGCCAGCAGGCCUGGUCGCUGCUGUUUGGCCGCUACCAGGUGGGUGUCCGUGCGCGUGCUUUGUGACUGACGGGAAAUCAGCGCCGAGUUAGCCUCACGCGGUGACCUCCAGCCCCGCCCGGAAGGAGCGGGCUGAGCGGCUCAGUGUUUCUGGGGAGCUGGACGGUGGCGUGCGAAAGGCUUGCAGAACUCGAAGCCUGCUCCUGCCCUUGCUACCACGGCCUCCUUUUCCAUUUGAUUUGUCACUGCUUCAAUCAAUACCAGCCGCUCCAGAGUCAGGAGUUGAUGAGUAGAUGACCAAAUAUCACCAGGACUGUUAGUGUGCGCCGAGCCUCUCCUCGUGCCGGCUCCUGUGCAUCUGGACACUGUACCGUGUGCUGUGUUUGCUCUCCUUCCCCCGCCCUCUCCUUGUCUUUCUGGGGUUUUUCUGUUUGGGUUUGGUUUGGUUUUUAUUUCUCCUUUUGUGUUCCAAACAUGAGGUUCUCUCUACUGGUCCUCUUAACUGUGGUGUUGAGGCUUCUAUUUGUGUAAUUUUUGGUGGGUGAAAGGAAUUUUGCUAAGUAAAUCUUCUGUGUUUGAAAUCUGUAUUGUAACCAUGUUUAAAGUAAUUGUUCCAGAGACAAAUGCUUCUAGACACCUGGUUUUUAGUUGUUGUUGCUAUUGUUGUUGGUUUUUUUUUUUUUUUUUUUGAAACAAAAGCAUUCGGAGGGAGGGGACGGUGACUGAAAUGAGAAGGGGGACCCAAAGAGGCGACCCCUAUCCAGUUCAGCCAGAAACCACCCAAAGAAGUUAAGCCCGGGGAGUCCCAGUCCCAGCCCACACUCCGAAUAGCUGAUGUGUUGCCAUUUUCAAAGUCAGCAAAACCAGUUUCUGUUCCACCCAGUGGAUUCUUUGGCCCUCCCCCCAAGAUUAUUACCAUGGUGGUUAUUUCGAAGGCAAGACAAAGUUGGUAUUCCUUUGAGGGGAGCCAGGAGGGGCUGUGUGUGGGCAGAGCUGACCUCGCUGAAGCGUGCCUGCUAAGCCCACUUGUGGGCACAGGUCAGGGAGACGUUGGCUGGCAGAGGAUUGGCCACUCCCCCCGCGGGCCCAGCUGCCCCUGGAGAGGCCAGCUGGCGGGCAUUCUCAUCUCCAAGAUGUGCCCUGCAGGCACUACCGUCUUUGUUCAAGACCCUUCUGUCACACCCUACCCCACCCCUCCUCCGAAGUGCUAAUGUCAAGUCUGCCCCACCAUCCCUGGACAACUGCUACAGGACCGUGGCGGGGACCCUCUCCCUCCUCACUGUCAAGUGAUUCCUUGCAAAAUUCCAACACGAGACAUCCCUUCCCUCUCCAUGGCCAAGAGAGGUCCUUCUCCGAGAAGCCUCUGCCCUCAGCACAUGGCUGGGACUCCUGAAACGGGGAAGCGAUCCGUGCUCCCUGCGCACCUCACAGCCCCUCCUGAAAGGCGGCAGUGCUGACCACUUGCACAGGGGAUGUAGGAGCUAGAAGAACCAAACAGGGCAUCUGGCCCUUCCCGAGUUGGGGGGUGGGGGGCGUGUUCCCCGGAGGCUGAGCUCUGGGGGACUGCGCUGCCAGUGACACACGGGCCACCCUGUCCUGGGGGAGACUCAGCUGGAGACGUGUCUAAAAGCCCUCGAUCACAUUCACCCUCAGUUUUUGUGUUUUGGGACAAUUACUUUAGAAAAUAAGUAGGUUGUUUUAAAAAACAAAAAAAUAUUGAUUGCUUUUUUGUAGUGUUCAAAAAAGGUUCUUUGUGUAUAGCCAAAUGACUGAAAGCACUGAUAUAUUUAAAAACAAAAGGCAAUUUAUUAAGGCAAUUUGUACCAUUUCAGUAAACCUGUCUGAAUGUACCUGUAUACGUUUCAAAAACACCCCCCACUGAAUCCCUGUAACCUAUUUAUUAUAUAAAGAGUUUGCCUUAUAAAUUUACAUACAAAUGUCCGUUUGUGUCUUUUGUUGUAAACUCAAGUGGUUUUUUCAUAAGGUUCUUUUACUAUUUGAAAAGAUGGGCAGCACGCAGUUUGAUUUUAUUUUUGUAAGUUUUUUAAUACAUGUGAAAGCAAAGACUACUCAGCAUGCCUUUCUAAGUGACGCGUUUGCACCUUUGUUGGGAAGUACUGUAUCCUGUGCUGUUAGCAUUCUCGAUAAAUCUCUCUGUGAAAGUGACUCAAGGUCUGGGCUUUCAUUGUAAGACCGAAGUCUCCUCCAGCUCACGUGGCAGCCUCAUUGGAUCCGGCUGUCCCUGAACACAGAUCACAC
Molecule: messenger RNA, 10394 nt
Organism: Lepus europaeus (European hare)
Lineage: Eukaryota; Metazoa; Chordata; Mammalia; Lagomorpha; Leporidae
Gene: MECP2
Product: methyl-CpG binding protein 2
Exons: 3
Coding region: 67-1563 (498 amino acids)
Biological process (GO): negative regulation of transcription by RNA polymerase II
Cellular component (GO): nucleus; heterochromatin
Molecular function (GO): chromatin binding; methyl-CpG binding; double-stranded methylated DNA binding
Source: RefSeq, a predicted model, not a curated record